CUGCCCCUUCAUUCGACACCCCCGCCUUCUUGCGAUAAACACGCCCCAGAGACGGCAUAUACAACGAGCAGCACGUGAAUAAUGAUGCAUAUUGACAUUUGGAACAUGAAAUUUUUCUCUCUGGCUUUUUAUAUGAGUUUAUGGGUACGGACAUUUGGACAAGGGAAUACGAGAUACGGUUACAGUUUUUCAUUCUGUUUGUUUAAAGAAGUCAUCAUGAAGAAAAGAAAACGCCUAAUGAACAAGAUGCGGCCAACAACAGAUCAAUUCGGCCGUUCAGUCUUCUUGAGGUUAGUUUAGCUCACCUCAUCAGAAACGAAUCAAUCCACUCCUCGCAAACUUGUUUUCCUCCUCCUACCCUGUAUAAUCUGCGGAGAGAUCUUGUUGGCCUCGAUGCUUGUUUUCGCUUUGUCA
Molecule: messenger RNA, 414 nt
Organism: Aspergillus japonicus CBS 114.51
Lineage: Eukaryota; Fungi; Ascomycota; Eurotiomycetes; Eurotiales; Aspergillaceae
Exons: 1
Coding region: 82-300 (72 amino acids)
Source: RefSeq, a predicted model, not a curated record